GGGGGGGGGGGGAGGUGUCACCAAUCCUGACGAGUAAUCCCAUUUGCCCCUCCCAUUUAACCGCAGCAUCUGCGUGGCCCCGCCUCCCGAUGAUGUAACAAUCUCUUCGCGCAUGUUCACAGUCUCCGGGUGGACGGUGUUAUCCUCUCCGCUCAGAGCUGAAGUGGGUCGGCCGUGUGUUCGGGAAAGACUUUCGACUCUUCCUUCGAGAUCACUCUCUGCGGGCCGAAGAUAUCACUUCAAUACUUCGGUAUUGAGACCGAUCCCGAGCGGGGAGAUCUGAUGUUGGCCGUGAGCCCGGAACUGAGGGCCAGUUAAUCAUCUAUUUUCCAGCUAUCUGGGCUCGUCAGAAAUGUGUCGACUUAACUUAAUCUGCAUUGAACGAUCCAAACCGGGAGCCCAGGCUGUCUGUUUCAGCAGAAUUGAAAUGGAAGACUCGCAGACAGGUCACUUGUGUCUUGUGCCGCAGAUUCGCCCCGCCUCCGCUUUGUGACGCCAGAUCACGUGGUUGAUUUUGGCCACUGACUGUGUUCAGUUAAAACUGCGGUGAGAGAUUUAUUGGAAGAAAACGCAUGACUGAAGACGAGGGAACAGCAACAUGUGAACCAGCCCGAGGAUUGAGAGCACUGACUGGAGAGGACCCAUAUGACUCGGAGAUUCCAGUGAUUCAGUCAGGAGAAAGUUUGGUUAAAAACGGGAAGGAAUAUGUCUCCAGGAAUCUGAAACACGGCACAACAGUUUUUUUGUCUCUGUCCAGAUAUUUAAGAAGUGGAGCAAGGGAUUCAAUCAACCAUCCUUCCUGCUCAGACUGUGGGGAGGGAUUCACUUGGUCAUUUCAACUGAAGGUACAUCAGCAAGUUCACACUGGGCAAGGCCAUUCAUCUGUUCUGUGUGUGAGAAAGGAUUCUGUCGGGCAUCCCACCUGUGGACACACCGCUCAGAUGACACUGGGCAGAGCUGGUCAUCUGCUGAAUUUCGGGGAAGGGAUUCUCUCGGUCAUCUGACCUAAUGGCACACCAACGUGUUCACACCAGGGGGCAGGCAUUCACCUGCACAGUCUGUGGGAAGGGAUUCACUGCGUCAUCCAACCUACAGAGACAUCAACGAGUUCACACUGGGGAGAAGCCAUUCACCUGCUCAGUCUGUGGGAAGGGAUUCACUCAGUCAUCCCACCUACAGAGUCAUCAGCGAGUUCACACUGGGGAGAAGCCGUUCAUUUGCUCAGUCUGUGGGAAGGGAUUCACUCAGUCAUCCCAACUACAGAGUCAUCAGCGAGUUCACACUGGGGAGAAGCCAUUCACCUGCUCAGUCUGUGGGAAGGGAUUCUCUCAGUCAUCCAACCUACAGAAUCAUCAGCGAGUUCACACUGGGGAGAAGCCGUUCACCUGUUCAGAAUGUGGGAUAGGAUUCACUCAGUCAUCCCAACUACUGGCACAUCAGUCAGUUCAUAAUGGGGAGUGGCCAUUCACCUGCUCAGUCUGUGGGAAGGGAUUCACUCAGUCAUCCCACCUACAGAGUCAUCAGCGAGUUCACACUAGAGAGAAGCCGUUCACCUGCUCAGUCUGUGGGAAGGGAUUCACUCAGUCAUCCCAACUACAGAAUCAUCAGCGACUUCACACUGAGGAGUGGCUGUUCACCUGCUCAGAAUGUGGGAAAAGAUUCACUCAGUCAUCCACCCUACUGAGUCAUCAGCGUGUUCACACUGGGGAGAAGCCGUUCACCUGCUCAGAAUGUGGGAAAAGAUUCACUCACUCAUCCACCCUACAGAGACACCAGCGAGUUCACACUGGGGAGAGGCCAUUCACCUGCUCAGUCUGUGGGAAGGGAUUCACUCGGUCAUCCAUCCUACAGAGUCAUCAGCGAGUUCACACUGGGGAGAAGCCGUUCACCUGCUCAGUCUGUGGGAAGGGAUUCACUCAUUUAUCCAGCCUACAGAGUCAUCAGCGAGUUCACACUGGGGAGAGGCCAUUCACCUGCUCAGACUGUGGGAAGAGUUUCACUCGGUCAUCCCAACUACUGGCACACCAGUCAGUUCAUACUGGGGAGAAGCCGUUCACCUGCUCAGUCUGUGGGAAGGGAUUCACUCGGUCAUCCCACCUACAGAAUCAUCGGCGAGUUCACACUGGGGAGAAGCCAUUCAUCUGCUCAGAAUGUGGGAAGGGAUUCACUCGGUCAUCCACCCUACUGAGUCACCAGCGAGUUCACACUGGGGAGAGGCCGUUCUCCUGCACAGUAUGUGGGAAGGGAUUCACUCGGUCAUCCACCCUGCAGAGACACCAGCGAGUUCACACUGGGGAGAGGCCAUUCACCUGCUCAGUCUGUGGAAAGGGAUUCACUCAGUCAUCCAGCUUACAGAGUCAUCAGCGAUUUCACACUGGGGAGAGGCCGUUCACCUGCUUAGACUGUGGGAUAGUAUUCACUCGGUCAUCACAACUACUGGCACACCAGUCAGUUCACAGUGGGGACUGGCCGUUGUUAUGAAUCCCUGGGUUUUGUUUGAUGUGGACUGUCAUUUUAAGAGAGAGAGACAGGGAUUAGGAUGCCAACUCAGUCUGACUUGCUGCUUGUUUUCAUUGCUCGCAGCUUGUUUAGUUUUAACCGAGGACACAGACACUCAGAGACAGACAGAGACAAAGGAGGAAAAAUGGAAGGAUUGAAACCAGGGAACUAGUGGCCAAGGGUCACUGUUUGGAACUUUCCUAUGCCCACAAGGACGGGUUAAUUGUCGAUUCACCGUACAUCGAAUGUGUGGUUGUCAUCUCGUUUGAUCCUUAAGAGUGGAUCGGAUUUGGCGCAUCCUGUGGAGACCACUUAUGUGUUAACCCUCGCCUGGCUGUGGUGUGGUAGUUCACGAAGACAAUACCCCUUGUGACAAGUCACUUUCGAUGAUAAUUUGUAUGUGGAUUUGGAACAAUGACGGAUAAAAUCUCCAGCAACUGUUCUCUCGUUUUACCACCGUAGAACCUGUGCAAUUCUACAUAUUUGACUUCUCUCGCCAUUUACCCUGGAUCAUAACUCACUCUCUCUCAUCGCCUAUUCUGUAGUUCAACUGAACUUUCAUACUUUACCAUCUCAAGACUGGAAGCCUUGUUUCCCCUGAGCUCAAUAGUUUGGGAGUUACAUUUACACACAUUUAUAAACUUAACACUGUUAACUUCUGUUUAUCUUGUUGAAGUUGCAAUUUUACAAGUAGAUUCUAAUAAAGACAGAU
Hypanus sabinus (Atlantic stingray) is the source of this 3211-nucleotide messenger RNA. Its product is annotated as zinc finger protein 420-like. Lineage: Eukaryota; Metazoa; Chordata; Chondrichthyes; Myliobatiformes; Dasyatidae. Gene Ontology annotation, biological process: regulation of transcription by RNA polymerase II. The record is from RefSeq and is a predicted model, not a curated record. Bases 1009 to 2481 code for a protein of 490 amino acids. Gene Ontology annotation, molecular function: RNA polymerase II cis-regulatory region sequence-specific DNA binding; DNA-binding transcription factor activity, RNA polymerase II-specific. The transcript is spliced from 3 exons.